AUGGAUCAAGCAAAUAAGCUAUAAUACCAAUAAUAAGUAGAGAAAUACUUAGAAGGAAAUAAGGUGUACAGCAUCUUUGAAGACUUACUCAAAUCUCUUAUUAUUAAAAAACCCGAUGAUCCAAUUGAAUUCCUAAUCAAUAAAUUACAAGAACCAGAAACAAAAAAAAUAUUCAUAAUUGGACCUCCUGGAUCCAAAUUACUUGAACUUUCCCUUACACUUGCUGAAUACAUGAAAUUCCAUUGUGUUUCCCUUGGUGAUUUAAUCAAAAAAGAGUUAAGCAAGAAAUCCGAAUUAAGUUAAUAAAUUUAAGAUUCUUUGGAUAAGUUUCAGUAUGUGAACGAUGAAAUUGCUAUCAAUAUUGCUUUAAAUCAAAUUUAGCAUUUGGAAAAUGAAAAGAAGAGCUAUAUUUUUGAAGGGUUCCCUAAAACUAGAGUCUAAGGCUUAGCAUUUUAAAAGGAAGGAAUCAUUCCUGAUGCCUUUCUCAUAUUGGAAAUGUCAGAGGAGCAGAUCUAUCAAUGUUGUCUCAAAAAAUUGGACACAGAACCAUUCAACAAACUAAGUUAGAAGGAAGAAUUAGCAAGAAAUCAUUCAUUAGAAUACCAGUUGAAUCUUAAAUAAGUUAAGGAAAUCUAUAAAAAUCAGUAUUUCUCUGUUGAUGGAGAAAAACACUAUGAACUCGAAGACAUGGCAUAAAGACUCAAAUAUAAAUUAUAUAACAAUGCACCAACCAGAGCUGGAAGAAUACUUGUCAUUGGACCUCCAGGAUCAGGUAGAUCUACUUUAGCUAAACAUUUAUGUGCAAGAUAUGGAUUUGUCUACAUCUCAACAAGAGAAUUAAUAUCAAAUUUGGUUAAUCAAAAAGGGACUACUGGCAAGGAAGCCUUCGAAAAAAUUAAUAAAGGAGAUCUAGUAGAUGAUAGAAUUAUCAAUGCUCUCAUUAAGGAAAGAAUAAAUUAGACUGAUUGUUAAUUGUAAGGCUAUGUACUUGAUGGAUAUCCUAAAACCUAAUAAUAACUGGAAACAUUAAAUGAACUCAACAUCUAGCCCACUUUAAUUGUCAUUAUUGAUGCUACUGAUGACAUCGUCUUAAGGAGACUAACCUAGCGUAGGACCGACCCUAUAUCUGGAAGAAUCUACAAUUCUAUUGAUGAAGCAGAUAGAGAGGUCAAAUCUAGAUUGAUAAUAGCUCCUAAUGAAAAAAGAGAUGUUGUGCAAUUAAGAUUGAAAAGAUGGGAGGAUUUGAAAUAACUAAUUGAUGGAACUGUAAAAUAUGCUUCAGUCAUUUUCAAGACUUCAGGAGAUGCUCCAAUAAACAACAUUAUUGAAUAAGUCUGUUAUCAUUUAGAGAAAAUGAAUUGA
This is a messenger RNA of Paramecium tetraurelia, 1362 nucleotides long. RefSeq lists its product as uncharacterized. The record is from RefSeq and is a predicted model, not a curated record. Gene Ontology annotation, molecular function: AMP kinase activity; ATP binding. Gene Ontology annotation, cellular component: cytoplasm. Gene Ontology annotation, biological process: nucleobase-containing compound metabolic process. Lineage: Eukaryota; Ciliophora; Oligohymenophorea; Peniculida; Parameciidae. The transcript has 5 exons.